Messenger RNA from Durusdinium trenchii, 1512 nucleotides. Lineage: Eukaryota; Dinophyceae; Suessiales; Symbiodiniaceae. The record is from the annotation of a GenBank genome assembly.
AUGACGGAGGAGACAGACCAACCACAGGCCGUCGAACUCUCCCAAACCUCUCCAAGUGCCCCUCCAGCCAUGGUGACAGAGUCUGCUGCACCAAUUGCGGACGAAGAGGCUCAAGAAUUGCCAACAAGCUCCCAGGUCAGGGAGUCAGAAACUUCCUUCCAGGAACAUCCAGAGGGACCCCACCAAAGGCCUUCUGGCGCUAUGCCUGGCGUGUUUGUUAUUAGGCAUCAGAAGGCAUGCAAGCUAAUCUUGGGAAGCUUCCUUGUUGUGAUCAUUGGAUUUGCUCUUCAUGACCAAUCUUCACUUCUGAGAGAGAUUGAAGAAAUAGGUGCGUGGCCGGAGACUGGGUGGCUUCAUUUUAGUUUGUCAGAGUGGCAUUGGGCAGCUGCAGCAGGACACUCAGCAGUGGUGGAACAGUUGCUCCACUCUGCUGCUGACCAGGAAACAGUAGACCGUAACCAGGAGGAUUUGCCAGCUCUCACAUCAGAGGCAAACGGAAGGGUAGUGUUCAGAAAGGGUUUUGCAAAAAAUUCGUGGAAGUUGCCAAGUAUCCACAUGGCUUUACAUUUUGCAGCUCUCGCGGGACAGCAGAAUUUGGUGGAAAAGUUGCUCCAGGCUGGUGCUAACAAAGAAGCAGUGGGUACAGAUGGCCACACAGCUUUGCAUGUGGCAGCUGCCAGGGGACACGAGAAUGUGGUGCAACAGUUGCUCCAGGCUGGUGCAAACAAAGAAGCAGUGCGUAAACAUGGCUUCACAGCUUUGCAUGUGGCAGCUCUCGAGGGACACGAGAAUGUGGUGCAACAGUUGCUCCAGGCUGGUGCUACCGAAGAAGCAGUGGGUACAAAUGGCCACACAGCUUUGCAUUUGGCAGCUGCCAGGGGACACGAGAAUGUGGUGGAAAAGUUGCUCCAGGCUGGUGCUAACAAGGAAGCAGUGGACACAAAUGACGCAACAGCUCUACAUGUGGCAGCUGCCAGAGGACACGAGAAUGUGGUGCAACAGUUGCGGUUUAACAUGGAAUUCCGCGAGAAUCGAAGGAUCUUCUUGGGCUUCUCGGAUGAGAAGAAGUGUGAGGAAGACUACUUGGAGAGCCUCUUGCGUCUCUUACCGCGAGUGUCCACGGGGCAGCCGCAACGGAUCAAAGCAAUGAAGAAGACCAAAGAGAAGAACGAACCAGAGGUCAUCUUGAGCGACCACGAUCCUUUCGUCUGCAGGUGUUGCAUCCAUUGCAUCGCCCUGCUGAGCUUGGAGCACAACUUGACCUCCUUCCAGCGCUUCGUGGACUUGACCCUGCCGAAACUGCUGUUCGAUCUCUUCUACAGCGAACAGAUCGACAAGUCCUCGGGGGAGGCGGUGGUCUUGUUCUUCGCGAAUAUUCUACACAGUUCGAAGCAAAUCCAAGCGCAGAUCAUGAAGGGCGCCGACAUCGUGCCUCGGCCGGGACGGAAACGACCGACCGAGCCGCUCGCUGUCGGUGGGACGGACGGUUGGUUCGUUCGGCUCGUUCGGUGA